AGGAUGAAGGUAACCUUUGGCUUCCUGGUGAUCGCAGCCGGCAUCUGCGGCAUGCUGAGCUUCGCUUUUCUGGCCACUUCCCUCGGAACCGAGUAUUGGUACAUCAUAGAGACGAAUCCUACGAACAUGAGCGACUUUGAGAACAUGAGCUCCCACUCCGGGCUGUGGAGCAUCAACGAAGGUGGGAAGACGCAAGCAGACUCCAUUGACUCUUUCAAAGCUGACUACUCCAGGUAUACUGAGACUGAGCUGCAAAUGCUGAACAUGCACAGCGCAAUAGUGGUGAUGCUUCCCUUCAGCCUGGUCCUGCUGCUGAUCGGCGGGAUCUGUGGAUUGGUCAGCUCCCUGGCUCGGAGCCCUGUCCUCCUCACCGGCACGGCCUCCUACUUCUUCAUCUGCAGUCUGCUGACCCUGUGUGGUGUGACCCUCUACAUCAUCUACUCGCACCAGGCGCUGGUUGAGACGGAGAGGCGGGUGGGGCUGGAGGGUCUGGCCUACGUUCGGACCUCCUUUGGCUGGUCUCUGGGUCUGGCCUGGCUCUCCUACGGCAUGGAACUCCUCACGGGCGUCCUGCUACUCGUAGCUGCUCGCAUGGCCAAGCUGCAGCACAGCAGUCCCACCAUGACCUGA
Chelmon rostratus (copperband butterflyfish) is the source of this 630-nucleotide messenger RNA. It is a transcript of the gene tmem235b, whose product is annotated as transmembrane protein 235b. Gene Ontology annotation, cellular component: apical plasma membrane. NCBI's taxonomy places the organism in Eukaryota, Metazoa, Chordata, Actinopteri, Chaetodontiformes, Chaetodontidae. Bases 4 to 630 code for a protein of 208 amino acids. The transcript is spliced from 4 exons. The record is from RefSeq and is a predicted model, not a curated record.